Ciona intestinalis (vase tunicate) is the source of this 2983-nucleotide messenger RNA. The record is from RefSeq and is a predicted model, not a curated record. Lineage: Eukaryota; Metazoa; Chordata; Ascidiacea; Phlebobranchia; Cionidae.
GAUGUGACGUCACGAAGUGGUGAUGACGCAACAGAAGAACCCACUUCAACAUGGUAUGUGACAUCACAGAGGAUCAAGCAGGUCAUGGCAUAAAACAAGAAUGAAGAAAAGUCAGCGAAUAAAGCUGCCGAAGAAAAGCGCAAGACGAAGAACAAAGACGAAGACGCCGAUAAAUUUUUGGGGGGUUUAAGAAAUUGAAGUUGUGCCAAUUGUGACGAUGACGGAAAAAUCUCCACAACUUGACACAGAAAUGCUUAUGAAGAUAUUUUACCACUACCGCGACCUUUCUGUUGCUAUCAUCAGUGUAUUCGGAGAACAUCGUUCAGGAAAAUCUUUUCUACUGAAUUUAUUGGGUCAAUACAUUUUAAAAAAUCAGGAAAACCUUAAAUCAAGACCACCCGAGGUAAAAACUUUGUACACAUAUACCGAGUGUCAGGUCGAAAUAAAGAAGGAUGAGUCCUCCAUUUGGUUUGAUCAAAAUGCCAAACUCAAGAAAAUAUUUCAUUGGAAAGGGGGCACUGAACCAGACACAACUGGAAUUCAUAUGACCAGCAAGCCGUUUAUGUUGAAGGAUGAAAAAGGGCAGGACGUUGCUGUGUUUUUGAUGGACACUCAAGGAUCAUUUGAUAAAAGAAUGACUGCCGGAGACUGUUCAACGAUAUUUGCAUUGAGCACUUUACUUAGUUCUGUCCAAAUCUACAACUUGCCAUCAGGAUUGAUUCGUGAAAAUGAUUUGCAACACGUAGGGGUAUUUGCAAGCCAAGCCAAGGAUGCAACAAAAAGCAAGGAGAAUGAAGGUUCUGCUCCCUCUACCAAACUACCGGGUCUUAUGUUUUUGGUUCGUAAUUGGCAAAUGGAAGAUUAUGAUCCUGGUAGUGAAGGUGGGAUGAAAUACUUGAGCAAAGUUAUGGAAGCGGAUCAAACUGAAAACAUAGAUGUUCGAAAAAAGAUAAUGGAAAGUUUUGCUAAUGUCAAAUGUCAUUUAUUGCCACAUCCUGGUAAGAAAGUGACAAGACAGAAAGGAAGUAAGGAUUCCAAACUUAAAGUUUCAGAUAUAGAUGAAGACUUUCUUGAAGCACUGGAUGAUCUGGCCAAGUGUUUGUUCUCAAAUAAGAAUCUGGUUGUGAAGCAAUUAAAUGGGGAAUCUUGUUCAGCAGAAGUUCUUAUGGGACUUGCAAUGGAAUUUGAUAAGAAAGUAAAAAAUGGCGAAUUACCUAAAGUCCAAACAAUAAUGCAGAUCACUCAGAAGAUUGGUUUUCUUAAGAAAAUCGAGGAUAUUGAAAGUGAAUGUGUUGCUGCAAUGGAGUUGAAGGCAGGGGAAAAAUACAUUCUCGAAGAGAUAUUGCAACAAUGUUAUAAAGAUUGCUCUGCAAGGGCCUUGCAGCAAUAUGAUGCACUUAAGGUGCCAGAGAAAGAUGACAAUUUAAAACUCAGAACAAGCUUGGUCAACCAUUUAAGAUCUAAACAUGCAGAAUUACAACAAACUAACAAUACAAGAAAGGUACAGGAAAAUAACAAAAUUAUAGAGAAAGGUGAAGUUGCAGGGAAUGUCUAUUUGAAAGAAAUGGAAAAGAUUGCAUGUGGAAAGUAUUUAGAGGAUGUUACUACAGCAAGAGCAGAAGCUGAAACAAAAGCACAUGAAGCAUUCAAAACAUCCACUAGUGACUGCAACCAGGACCUGGUAAAGGAGUGUGGGCAAGAUCUACACAAUGCUAUUCAAAUAAAACAUGGGGAAUUUGAAAAGCUUAAUAAAGACCGAUUGGAAGCUAUUCGACAAAAUUUACAAACAAAAGUAGCUGAAUAUAGAAUGGAGUAUGUGGUUAAGAUGGACAAGGAAAUUGAAAAGACCAAGACAAUGGAUGAUUUAAAAGCUGCACAUCAACGUAAUUUUAAAAGCUUAAUGGUCAGAUUUAAUAAAUCUGUAUUUGGAGAAUAUCUACAAUGCCAAGAAGAAGAAUUACAAUCUUUGAUGGAUGGAAUGUUUGAAUGCUUUCACAAAUACGAAAGAAAAAGAGAGUCACAGCAAGCUGAGGAGGAAAAAAAACUAAAAACAGAGGAAGAAAAAAACUUACUUGUUACAAAACGCAAACAGCUGGCAACCAAAUAUUCUGAGGCAUUUCAGCACCUCAAACAAAGAUAUGUAGACGUUGGUACUCUUGAAGCAAUUCACAAAAAAGCUGAGUGUCUACAAUUGCUAGAGUACAGUAAUUUUCAAAAAGGACUUACAUUUAUCAAAAAUUUUUCGCAAGAUCCAAGCGAACUCAAGAAAGAAAUUCAACAGAUGUUUGAGCAAGCAAAAACAAGAAACGCAGAAAACAAGAAACGUGUAGAAAGAAGCCUUGAUGUGUUUUACGCAGAAUUGUCAUCAGAUUACUUACGAGAAAUGAACCAGGCAUCUGGUGAAGCAAGUGAAGAAACUCUUGAUAAACUGCACAAGAAAAUUGUAUCUUCGGUAACAGCAAAAUUGAAAAGCAAGGUUCCUUUUACAAGUAUUCGAGAAAAUGCAAUUGAAACCUGUGAGAAAAAUUUGAAAAAGAAGAGAAAAGAUGUGAAGGCAGCGGGUGUAACUUACAAAGGUGUCUUUAAGCGGGCAGCACUAGGUGCAACAACAGGUGGCUUGUCUGGGGGUUUGUUUGGCCCUGUUGGUGCAUUGUUUGGUGGUGCUGUUGGAGCUGUAGGGGGUGCUUUUUCCGGUACAGAAGGUCCAGUUAAUGUUAGUGUAGACAUAUUAAAAUGGCCAUCUAUUCGUAGAUUGCAGUCUCUUAACCUGUAGUGGGAAUGAUAGAUCAUGGUUUUAUAUAUUCGUAUGCUUCUAGAUAUAUUGGGUUGAUGUGACCUAUUUGUUUGUAGCAUAGUCUUCGCUCUCGUUUUCGAAAAGAUAGAUAAAAGUUAUGUGAUACUAUUGUAUACAAAGUUUUAAAAAUUGUCUUUUAACGCCUUUGCGUCUUGUUUCCACCGUGUGAAUAAAAUAUAAGAAUUAAAG